CUGUAAAACAAACUGAGGAGAGAGAGAGAGAGAGAGAAAUCGAAGCGAAUAAAAAAUAUUUUUAUUUAUUUUUUCUCUGAGAAAAUCUGAAAUGGCAAUGGCAGGGCGUUUGAGAUCGGGCCUUCCCCUCCUCCGUCGAGCCCUCACCGUCGGCAAUCCUUCCGCCGCCGAGAGAUCCGUCGCAGCGAAAUCUAUCCUGUGCCCUAGCGUCUCCAACCCCGAGUUUGCGAGGAACUAUGCCAGUGCCGCUCCUGUUAAAGAGCAGAAAGUCAAGAUUCCUUUGACAAUGUUUGGGGUCUCUGGAAACUAUGCUACGGCUUUGUACAUCGCAGCAGUGAAAGCCAAUAUACUGGACAAGGUUGAAUCUGAGCUUGUUACCCUAGUUGAAGCUUCAACGAAAAGCCCUACAUUUUCUCAGUUCAUGAAAGAUCAUUCAGUCAGUGCUGAUACAAGAGUGAAAGCUGUGAUUGAUAUUUGUACUCAAGCUAAAUUUUCAGAUAUCACAAAGAACUUCCUGGCUGUUGUCGCUGGAAAUGGGAGGCUGGCACACAUAGAACGUAUGUCACAGAGAUUCUCCGAGCUGACUAUGGCCCACAGAGGGGAGGUUAAAGCAAUAGUAACCUCUGUGAUUCCUCUACCAGCAGAAGAGGAGAAAGAACUGAGAGAAACACUGCAGGAUAUUCUUGGACAAGGCAAGAAAGUCAAGCUCGAACAGAAGAUUGAUCCGAGUAUCCUGGGUGGGCUUGUUGUCGAAUUUAGCCAAAAGGUAUUCGACAUGUCGAUAAGGAGUAGGGCUGCCCAGAUGGAGCGAUUCCUACGCCAACCUAUCAACUUGGAUGGCAACUAAUCUGUUUACUGCAUCAAUUUUUCCCUAAAGCCUUUUAGCGAAAACAAAGGAAAAAGAAUCUUUUUGGUGAUUAUGCACGUUUAUUUAAUCGUUUUAUCUGCUUUAUGCAAAUAAAAGCUACUCUUGCUGUUCGGACUGAGUAUAAAAUUUCUCCUACUCAUUGAUGAUAUGAAUACUGUUGCUUGUACUUUGUUUUCAAAUCACGAGUUCUGUUAGGUUGCAUUUUCGAUGCAAUGACUUGAGCAAGGGACUUUAAAUGCGCAAUAAUAAACUCGUUGAGGUGUGAAUCA
Molecule: messenger RNA, 1137 nt
Organism: Erythranthe guttata (spotted monkey flower)
Lineage: Eukaryota; Viridiplantae; Streptophyta; Magnoliopsida; Lamiales; Phrymaceae
Gene: ATP5
Product: delta subunit of Mt ATP synthase
Biological process (GO): proton motive force-driven ATP synthesis
Cellular component (GO): membrane
Molecular function (GO): proton-transporting ATP synthase activity, rotational mechanism
Source: RefSeq, a predicted model, not a curated record